Notodromas monacha is the source of this 727-nucleotide messenger RNA. The record is from the annotation of a GenBank genome assembly. NCBI's taxonomy places the organism in Eukaryota, Metazoa, Arthropoda, Ostracoda, Podocopida, Cyprididae.
AGGUCAGUGAGAGUUAGUGCGAAUGUUGGAAUUGGCAGAACAGUGCGGCUAAAACGCCGGUGCAAGUGUGCAAGUGCACGCGCGAUGGAGGACGAGCAAGGGGAACAUUGGCACGCUCGCUCCUCUUGGCGACAACGACGGCAUUAUUGCUGAAUAAUUCCUUUUCGUCCGUACGCGCCCAAUGGCCGAAGCAAACACCAGUACGAACACUCGUCAGACGCCGGAGGACCGGCGGCAACAUAGGCGGCGACGACGGCGACGAGAGGCGCCUUUGCCGGACGCCGGCGGCAGCAGCAGCACCACCACCACCAGCAGCGACCAUCAGCUGUGUUACCUGGCGCCGGAGUCAGUGGUGCAGGACCGGUCGUCGCCGGCGCCGGGUGGCGGCGAGGUCGUGCGUGUGGACUCGCGUGGCGGGCUUUGGGUCCAGUGCGCCGACCCGCAGCACCACUGCUACACGCUUUGGGCGGCGGACGCCGACGCCAACACCGAGCUGCGGCUCGACCUGUCCAGCCCGGGUCCCGCCAGCUCCACGGAAAUCAAAAUUUUGGGCAGUGAGAACCAGGAGAUUUCGCUCGACUUGUCCGUGACGAAGGCUGAAUUGUUUCCAAGCUGCGUUUUCGCUUUGUUUCGAAUAAUAAAUGUUCCGCAUUGGGAUUCUCCGAGCAUAUUUCAAAUAGGAAGAGGGAAAGAAGUGUGCUCACCGGAAUACGCGGCCCCGGCCUGA